Nematocida major is the source of this 1473-nucleotide messenger RNA. RefSeq lists its product as uncharacterized. NCBI's taxonomy places the organism in Eukaryota, Fungi, Microsporidia. The record is from RefSeq and is a predicted model, not a curated record. The coding region runs from base 1 to 1473 and encodes 490 amino acids. The transcript has a single exon.
AUGAAGGCGCACUUUGCCAACGCAGGAAUCACCUUCCCCAGCGACACAUUCUACGUAAACUACAUCAUGCGGCUUUGUAUGGGGAACUGUGCAGAUGACACAGACCGCGCCAAUGUGCAGGCUCUACAAAAAAUGGUAGAUGCAAUUCUGAGCAGGCCGCAGGCAAAGCAGGCAGAGGGAAACGUUGUGCACGAGAUGUCUUUUCUGCGGGCGCGCGCUGUUAACAUGAAAGAGCUGGUUAGACGGGCGCUUUACUUUGACCGGUACUUUAGAGGAUACUCUAUAUUCGGCAUGGCUUUUUUCGGGACGAUUAUUAUAUGGAUUUUAUCAGUAGCUUUUGACGCUUCGCUGUUUUCAUUUUCUUCCAACUCCCAAAAAAUAUUGAAUGAAGUGGACAAAGUUGUUGAAGCAAAAAACAAAAUUGUCGCCAACAACUCAGUUACUCCGGACGAAAUACACAUAAUAGACAGAACCAUAGAGCUGGUAGCAAAUAACCUGUGCAUUCAGUUUCUUUUCGAGAAAAUGCAACGCAAAUGCACAAUCAUUAUGCUCUUUGCCUUUGUAAUCACAUCCACGCUUUCAAAAACAAAGUUUUACAAGCUGUGCAAGCAGAACAUUAAAACAGGAACGAUAAAAGUGGGAGACUUUAUACUUGCACAGACAAUAGAAAUGCUGCUUAGAGCCUCUCUAUUUGUUUUUAUUAUCCAGACGUCCUUAUAUGUGCUAUUUUACCGCGUCCUGGACAAAACCAUCGUCAAAUACUGCACAGUUGGGCACUUUUGGCCCAUCUCUCUGAUAUUCUUUCAGUCGCUUCUGGUUGGAGUGCAUGUGUUGUUUUUGAACCUUGCUCCAAUUCCAGCAAAGCUCUGCUCUUUGGCGAGCGUUGGCUGGUUCUGUGUUUUAUCGGUCCUACCAGCUAUAUUUUUUAUGCUUUUAAAUCUACGAGUGGUAGGAUCACAAUUUGCCCAUAGUUGUGUAAUGAGAAAUUGUCUUAUGGCACCAUGGGAAGAUCCAGACUACGCCAGUAUGAUUAGCAAUCUUCCAAAUAGGCCAUUAACGCCUAGGAUUCUAACUUACCUAUUAAUGUAUGCGCACAGGCUUGCAAAAUUCUUUAUGACAAUAAGUCCUUCAGAUUACGUUUUUCAGCUUUUGCCGAGAAUCAUGCACUACCAGGGAAAGCUGUGGCCCAGGCCUGAAGAAAAUCUUGCAAGCGUGUGGGGACCUUAUUUAAAUGUGAACAAGCAUAAUGGGUCGAAUGACCAGACAGAAAUAUUGGCCAGUAGAGCUGUCGAAGAUCUAUGCAAUACAGAUUUGGCUCCACACGAGGCUUACGACUCAACGGUCUCCCUUAAAGAAAUUUCAAUUUUCCGCCUUGCUUGGGGCGUUCCGAAGUUCUGGAUACUCCCUCUGCUCCUUUUGGCUGGAUCGGCGUACUACACAUACAGAGCGCUGCAGCCCAAGCUAAGAAGAUAG